AUGGGAGAUGUAUCUCCCCAUGCAGCAGUGACUGAGAGACAGACAGGACCCUGUGGCUAUGCAGAGGGCUUCACUCAGCCCCCCUGGAGUCUGAGGACGUCACAGAUGCCCCAAUGUUCACUGCAGCCUGGGCUCACGGGCAGCCACAUCUUCCCAGGGUGGGCAGGGGGCCAAGGACAACAAGCAAGGUUCCCUGUGUCGGGUGAAGCAGGACGGGGCCUGCCCUGCUGCAGGAAGGGGUACCCAGGUGGUCCUCAGUACCCUCGGCCACAGCCAGGUGAAGCAAGCCUGAGCCAGUGCUUUGCUGGGCUCGCCAGCAACAGGCACAUCCAGUGGCUCCUGGGAGCAGACGGCGAGGUCUGGGUCUGGGUCAUGGGAGAAGGCCCUGGCGACAAGCCCUAUGAAGAGAUCUCAGAGGAGCUGAUUGCUGAGCAGGCACGGCUACAGGCACAGAGGGAAGCUGAGGAGCUCUGGAGACAGAAGGAAGCAGAGAUCACCAAGAAGUUCCGGGAUGCUCUGGCCAAUGAAAAAGCCCGGAUCCUGGCAGAGAAGUGGAAAGUGGAGAUGGAGGACCGCAAGGCUGCCAAAAUCCUGGAGGAACGCAUCCAUGAGGAAUUCAAGAGGAAAGAAGAAGAGGAGAGGAAGCAAGGAGAGGAGCAGAUUCGCCUGCAGGAGGCGCGGAGGGCGAAGGAGCUGUACUGGAGCCUGAAGCGGGCGCAGCUGCACAGCCAGACCAGCGAGCGUGAGGAGCUCGAAUGGGAAGAGCAGUUGCGCAGGAUCAAGGCGGCCGAUGAGGAGUGGAGCCUGCAAGCCCGACGUGCCUGGGACGAGUAUCGGCGCCACUCACUGUGUGCCAUCCAGAAGGGCACUGUUGCCGGGCUCAGCUGCAUGUUCCAGGGCCUUGGCCAGAACCAUGAGCAGGAGGCAAGGCUCCACCACCCACUUCCAAGCUCUGGCCCCCCACUACCCCGUGCUGUGCCCAUCAGUGGAACGUGGGAGCGACCCCUGCGUCCAGUCUCCAGAGAAGUCAUUGUCCGCUGGUUUAAGGAGGAGCAGCUGCCUCGUCGGGCUGGCUUCGAGAGAAACACCGAAUGCAUCGCGCCCUGGUUCCAUGGAAUUAUUAGCCGAGAAAAUGCAGAGGAUCUCCUGGAGAACAUGAUGGAGGGUGCGUUUCUGGUCCGAGUCAGUGAGAAGAUCUGGGGCUACACCCUCUCUUACCGCCUGCACAAAGGCUUCAAGCACUUCCUUGUGGAUGCAUCUGGGGACUUUUACAGCUUCCUGGGCGUGGACCCCAAUCGCCACGCGACUCUCACGGAUCUCAUUGAUUUCCACAAGGAGGAAAUUAUCACCAUCUCUGGGGGAGAGUUGCUACAGCAACCCUGUGGACAGAGGGAAAGCCCGCCUGACUACCACUUAUUGUUUGAAUGAUAGUUUUGCCCUUCUUCAGUUGGGUUCCUUUGGGAAACUUCCCCCAGAGCCCAGCUUAAGAACUUUGCAGCUCAAAUUCUUAUGGCCUUCAGCCUUCAGCGAGUCCACCACAAUCCAGAGGCACAAGAGGAUCUGCAUAUCUCAAACUGUGCUAAACCCGAGGCGUUUGUGCUACUGUCCCCAUCCCUGUGUGCAGGACAAACAUUGCUAGUGGCUGAUGCAAACUGUUUAUGGAGAAUCUAGCUCUGACCUCAAAAAGUGAUGCUUAUUUGUCAUGACUGCCUUAAACCACACUUCUAGAGUGCGUGGGCCAUGUUCUGAUAAUUCAGAAUAAUUCUAGUGCCGAGCCCUCCAUCUAAUAUAUGGUAGACUGUCACUAAGCGUUUGUUGAAGAAAUGCAGCUCUUCUGACAGUUUUGCAACAUGACCCAGUGUGAUUACUUCUUCCUUCUCACUCUUUAUAAAGUCAUGAAAAUACAAAGACAAAUUGCAAAGUAUUUAUAAGGAGAACACAGAAGUGACAUUCUUCAUGACCUUCAUCACACUUGUUGAUGUUUCCACAGGAAUUACCUGAGGCCUCCAAACCCCAGCUUCCAGGACAGGUGACUGAGUCUGCGAUGCCUUCAUUAUUUGGUAUCUCUCUUCCACUCUCUUGUGUCUUUGUGUCAUAUCUUGGCCCUGGCUUUGGAAUAUUAAAGUAGUGAGUUUAUCUAUUCCUACAGAUGUGCCCAAGACCAAGAUUGAAUUAUUAAUCCAAGAAUGGUGUUUGAACCUCUAACAAGAUUGUAGUCUCUAGGCUGCUGUCUGCCUGAAGUUAUUCAAAUGAUUAGCUCUGUUGUCUCUGCUUUUUUGAUUUUGAUGCUAUUGUCUACUUAAUCUGAGUAUGUUCUUCAUAUUAAUAGGAAGACUCUCCCAGUGAUGGCCCAGUAACUCAAGGAUGGUGUCUAUUUGUGCAUAACCAUGUCCCAUACAUAGGACCAUAGACCAGGAGACAGCAGAUUGUGGUAGUAAAAUUACAGGUCCUUGGAUCAAGAAGACCUGGAUUUGGAACCACAGUCUUGGUGCUCACCACCUUGCAGCAGAGUGCUUGGUGACUAUACAGACACAAAGGGACUCUAGGGACAUCAGGGGCCACUUAACCUUUCUUGUAGCUUCAGCAAACCUCUCUUAUGCCUUGCUUGCUCUCUUGCCUUACCUGUUCCCCAUGCCUUUGGCCACUUCCCAAGGCACUGUCACUAUAACCCAUUUUGCUUGGGCUCUGCUCUUUCUCCUUCUGUUGAUCACUCUCAAGCCAGCAGUGCCACAGGCUCCUCCCUCUGGAUGCCAGGAUGCAGAAGAGCUGGGAGGUCAGUGUCCAUGCAGUGAGCCCUGGACCAAAGGAGACUGAGGCAGGUGAAUUGUUUUUUGCUCCUGCUCCUCCUGGAGGACUGACUCGGGGGCUGCUCUUCACACAGCCUCUUACAAGACAGAUCUGCAAGAUGGAGCAGACAAUCACGAUGACACCCAGCAGUGGCCAGAACAGAUGACACCUCUAUGUGUGCCUCCUACCUGUUGGCCUCACUCCAUCUCCAUUUGCACCUCUAGGAUAGCCAAGGAAUAACCCAGAGGCACUGGGCACAGGCUCUGCCCUUUGGGGACCUCAGAGAAUCCCCAUCACAAAGGUGUUUAAUAACAUCAACUUUGCAAUUUCCAGAGAUUCCUUCCCUGUCUCCCCUGGUAGAUGAAAGGAAGUAGUAGGAGGAUCCUGGCUUCUGAGGACUAAAAUAUCAUUAAAGUCACCAUAUAUCUAUGAGGUCUUGGCAGAACCAAGUUUUUAAAAACAUUUUUGGUUCUGCUAUGUAUCAAAUUGAAAUUAAGGAGGAGGAGGAGAAGAAGGAGGAGGAGGAAGAAGAGGAGGAGGAAGGAGAGGAGGAGAAGGAGAAGAAGAAGAUGAAGAAGAAGAAGAAGAAGAAGAAGAAGAAGAAGAAGAAGAAGAAGAAGAAGAAGAAGAAGAACUACAACAAAAUUUCAAAACAUCAGUCAGGGGGCAACAAUCGUAUAUACAUUGUGCAUUGUCAUUUCCAAAUCAUUCACCCAGAGCACAAGACAUCUGCAUUCAAUUGUCCAAACAAUACCAGCAUAAAUCUUUCCCUUUAGUGAACUCAGAGCAAUUAGUAGUAUAACUAUCUUAACUAUAUAUAUAUAUAUAUAUAUAUAACUAUUUAUAUAUAUAUAUAUAUAUAUAAAUGCAUACACAUGUACAUAUGUUGUUUCAGCUUCUCACACUAAUGAGACAAUAUGAUGCUUACACAUGUGUUCUUAUUUAUUUCACUUAUGAGUAUGGUCUCGAGUUGCAUGCAUUUACCUGUAAAAGUCUCCAGUUUAUCCUUCUUUAUUAUUGAAUACUACUACAUCAUAGAAAAAUAACUCAUCUUUUUUAUCCAUUCCUUAGUCAAUGGUCGUUUAGGUUGUUCCCAAGAUCUAACUAUUGCAAACUGUGCUGCUAUAAACAUGGGCGCACAUACAUCAUUGUGAUAUAAUGCUCUUUUGGGAAGAUUCCUAGAAGGAGAAUAGCUGGAUUGAAUGUGACCUCUAGUCCUAGUUUUUUGAGGAAUCUCCACAUUGAUUUCCAUAGUGGUUGCACCAGUCUGCAUCUCCUCCAACAGUGGAGAAGGAUUCUUUUUUCCCCACAGCCCCUCUAGCACUUAUUAUUGCUUAAUUUCUUGAUAGUAGCCAUUCUUUUUGGCAGUGAGGUAGAAUAUCAGUGUCAUUUUAAUUUGCAUCUCUCAAAUGAGCAGUGAUGUUGAACUUUUUUUACAUAUUUAUUUGCUGUUUGUAUUUCUUCAUCUGAGGAAUGUGUGUUUAUCUCAGAUGCCUGUUUUUGAGCUGGAUCUUUAAGUUUGGGAAGGCUGAUUUUUUGAGUUCUUUAUAUAUUCUCAAUAGUAAUCUUUUGUCUGAGGUGCAUCUGGCAAACAUUUUUUAAAAAUUUUAUUUAAGGAGAAAAAGAAAAAAAAACAUAAAAAGGGUACAAGUUAUACAGAAUUUCAAAAAAAUAUACAAUAGGAAAUAAUUAUUUAAUAGAUCACAUAUUGUCAUCUUAGAAAUGGUUGUUCAAGUUACAAAAUUAAAGCAUAUAAAGUGGACAUUCAAACAGUGAGACUGCAAACAGCUCUGUUCAAUGAUCCAUCAAAAACCCAGUAAUAUGGUUAUCUAUCUUAUAUGCUUAAAUAUACAUGCAGUUAUAUCCUUUAGAGCACUUUGUUUUCCUCUCUUUUUUACAAUGACAAUUACACAUUUUGGGUUUUAUUACUCCCACAGUUCUUAUUACUUUUUUUUUCAAGAGAAUAAAAUCAAAUGUGACAUAACAAAACAGAGUCAGUCAAAUAAAAAGGAUGGACAUAGUACAUAAUGUAAAAACAGAAUACAAGGUGAUCAACAAUGGUUAUUAUAAUGCCUUUUGCUAUCUUAAAAAGAAUUGCCUAUAUCAUCUGUUAUAAUAAAAUUGAAUAAAACAGUAAAGAACAAAACCAAUAAAACUAAAACAUUGGAGACAUUAUGGGACUUCACAAGAAGAUAAUAGUCAAACCAGAACGGGCAUCAUAGUGAAUCUUAUUGCCUUCACAGUUGUUGCUUAUACUCUCAAACUUGGUACUAUCAAGCAAGAUCGAAUAGAGUAAAAUCAGUCAAAACAAGUUGGUGAGAGCAUACAGGAUUUCAAGUCAAAUUAAUAGGAAAUCAAAGUGGGUUACUAUACUAUAUCCUGCUAUUUUUUGUUUUUUUCUCUUAAUUAGAAAGAUAAAAAUAAAUAAUAAAAAAGAGGGAUUGAGAUAAAAGAGGAUAUAAUAAAACAGCACAGGUCAGAACAUAAUCAUUUACACAAAAUAGUGUUUCACUACAAGAUAUCUCGACAUAAAAAUAAUUACCGUAGUGGCUCUUUCCUUGAAAUCUUUGAGUAUAACUUCAUAUGCUGUAGCAUCAAACAUAUCAAGACAAUGUAAAACCAUUCAAGAGAAUGCCAGUAUUACAGGGUAUUUAGAACCAACUAACAGAAAAUGAAUAAUGGUUUCCAUAUAAUCUCCUUGUCUAUAAAAGUAUUUGUUUAUAUUAUCACAUAUAAUAAAAUCCAAUAAGAUACAACCUGUUCAGAUCAGUGGAGACAGAAGAACAAAACCUUGAUGGGACUUCAAAACAAGAUGAUAUUAAAUCAGCACUAGCUAUUAUGAUGUCUUGUUUUCUCCAAAAUAGCUGUUCAUACCAUCUAUUCUCCGCCUCAUUUAUGUUGAACUCUUUUUCUGUCAUUAGUUGUCAGUUUGUCUUCUUCAUUUUGCUUUCUGCUCCAUUCAUUGUGGCUUCUCUGCCACUAUUUCUGGAAUCUUGGUAUUUUUCUCUUUUAGAAUGUCCUGCAGUAUUCUCUGUAGAGUUGAAUUGGUGGUUGCAAACUCCCCUAGUUUCUCUGUAUCUUGGAAGCAGCUUGUUUCUCCCUUAAUUUCUAGGGACAGUUGUGCAGGAUAUAUCAAUCUUGGAUGGAGGUUAUUGUCUUUCAAAGCUUGAAUUAUUUCACCCCAUGCUCUUCUUGAUUUGAUGGUUUGUGCUGAGAAGUCUGCUGUAAUUCUGAUGAGUUUUCCCUUGUAAGUGAUCUGUUUCUUGUCUCUGACAGCUUUUAAUAUUCUGUUCUUAUAUUGGAUUUCUGGACUUUUGAUUAUUAUAUACCUGGGUGUAGUUCUGUUUGGGUUGUAGGUGGCUGGGGUCCUGUAUGCCUCAUAGAUCUGAGUAUCUUUACCUUUUCCCAUAUUAGGAAAGUUCUCCUUGAUUAUUUCUGUGAAUAGCCUUUGCAGUUCAUUUGUUUGUAUCCCUGCUUCUUCUUUUACAUUCUUAAUUCUUAAAUUAUAGAUCCUCGUAUCAUCUUCUAGCCUUUGUAUUAUUGCUGUUUGUUUUCUUGUUAUUUUUAAGAAGUUUUUCCUCUCAUGCUCCCACAUUACAAAUCUGUCCCUCCAGUUCAGAUAAUCUAUCCUUAGUUUCUUUCAAGCUGUUAUGCCAGCUUUCAAUAGAGUUUUUAGUUUCCUGGUAAUCUCUUUGAAUCUGCUUCAUGUAUUCUAUGUUUUUUCUAUUUUCUUCAUCAAACAAUUCUCCCCUUUUUUUCUGUUCUUCCAUUCCACCAUAUGUUUUUUCUUGGGAGGUGCUUAGCAUUUCUUUAACUAUUCUACUUAUAUCUUGCUUUACUUGGUUAAAUACGCCACUUUUGAACUCGUUUAUGAGGUCCCGGAGAUAUUGCUUUAUGUCAAUUGGUGCUGUGCCCUGAUAUUGCAUGUUUUCUGUCCUCAUUCUCCUUUGCACUUACCUUUCCUGGAUCAGUGUUCACAGGACUGGGGACUGAGAAUCCUUUCUUGUUGCUCCCUCUUUCCAUACUUUUUGUUCCUUCCAUACAAGUAUAUAUAGGAGACUCAGUUUCUUUCUUUGUGGGUUACAGUUUGUUUGAAUCACACCGGCCAGGUGUUCCCACCCACUGCAAUGUACUAGGGAGACACAGACCUGGGCAGCCUAUGCUGGGCCCGCCCCUCCAGUUCAGUUAACCUGCUGAAGGCUACCCUGCAUUAGGGUGCACUGCCAGGCACAGGGACCUGGUUUGGGCUAGCCUACUGGGUCGUAGUCCACGUUGUCACCCAAGUUAAGCACUCCCCACCAAUCCCGCCUGAGAGGGGAAUAUGACUGAAGUCACUGUGGUGUCCUGUUCCGACUAGUCUGCCUGGUCUCAGAAUGAUCUCUGUUAGAGCCUCCUAGUCUAUGGAAGGGUCCCCAUUCUUCUCACUCACUGCAGGUCAAUGCAGGGCUCCAAAAUUUUUUUUCCACGUUGAGUGUUGUCUCUUCACCCUGUUGGUGGUUCCUCUUACUGUGCAUGAGCUUUUCAGUAGGGUGAGAUCCCAGUUGUUGAUUCUUUGAGAUAGUUCCUGUGCAAUCUGGAUUUUGUUCAUAGUCUUUGCCUACAUCAAUGUCUUCAAGAGUUUUACCUAUUCUACAUUCCAGAAGAAUUAAUGAGAAUUGAAAUUGUUAAAUGCAUUUAAUUUUGCAAAACUUCUGUAUAACAUGGAAGAAAAUUUUUUAUGGCAAUCAUUAGUUGUUUUGGCAGAUCUAUUAAAUGGUUAAUAUGGAAACUGUUUAAAGGAGAGGUGUUGCUCACUAUAACAGCAAACUGAGACAACUUCACACUCAGUGGUAAUCUAGAUGGAUGUGAUGGGAUUUUCGACAAGUUGGGAGAUCUUUCCAGCAGCAGCUUUGAAAGCAGACCAAGAAAGGUUGGGAACCUGAAUCCCCCGCCUGUUGCUGCUGUCACCUCCUAAUUAAUAUGUGGCAGACAACUGCUGAGUUUUCUGUCCCUAACACCUACAUUUCAUCUUAUUUGGGACCUGAACUUUCUGCAUGUCUAAUAUAUUUUAGGUUUUACCUGGCUUUAAAAUAAAUUCCUUGUAAGUUGUCCUGCAGAUGAAAUUACUCUCUGGAAAACUGCAAUUUCAUCUUGAGAGUUUUAUUAUGCUAAUAAAUGUCAGAAUUCUCAAAUA
This is a messenger RNA of Cavia porcellus (domestic guinea pig), 7960 nucleotides long. RefSeq names its product SH2 domain containing 4B (gene Sh2d4b). The transcript has 8 exons. The record is from RefSeq and is a predicted model, not a curated record. The coding region runs from base 1 to 1428 and encodes 475 amino acids. NCBI's taxonomy places the organism in Eukaryota, Metazoa, Chordata, Mammalia, Rodentia, Caviidae. Gene Ontology annotation, cellular component: cytoplasm.